Molecule: messenger RNA, 6627 nt
Organism: Solea senegalensis (Senegalese sole)
Lineage: Eukaryota; Metazoa; Chordata; Actinopteri; Pleuronectiformes; Soleidae
Gene: taf2
Product: TAF2 RNA polymerase II, TATA box binding protein (TBP)-associated factor
Exons: 27
Coding region: 388-4032 (1214 amino acids)
Biological process (GO): transcription initiation at RNA polymerase II promoter
Cellular component (GO): transcription factor TFIID complex
Molecular function (GO): transcription cis-regulatory region binding; RNA polymerase II general transcription initiation factor activity; chromatin binding
Source: RefSeq, a predicted model, not a curated record
CAAAAUGGCGGAACCCAUACAGAGCGCAAUGUUUUGAUACGCGUUAACUGCUGCAUUAAGUCAACCCGUGGACGUGGACGCGUUGUCUUCUCCGCGACACCGGCUGCUAAUCGCGAACAAAUCGCGUGUCCUGUCACGUCCACAGUGGGUGCAGUGAAAACGCCGCACGGCGUCUGUGACGAAACAACGUGCCGCUGCAACAGCCGUCAAAGAGAAGCCAUCCUUUCUUUUACACGUAACGUGUUUCACGGUACUUGACAGGACACGUUAAAGCUCUCCUGCAUGGGAAGUUAGCAGCAGCAACAGCUCGGCUGUGAAGAGCGAACAGACCUGCAGCAGCGGUACAGCAUGUUCUAACUGACUGUGAAUACAUAACCAGGAACGAAGAUGAACAGGAAGAAGGAUAAAGGAUUCGAGAGCCCGCGCCCUUUCAAAUUGACCCACCAGGUGGUGUGCAUCAACAACGUCAACUUCCAGAGGAAGUCUGUCAUUGGCUUUGUUGAGCUGACCAUUUUCCCCACAGUGGUGAACCUGAACAGGAUCAAGCUUAACAGCAAACAGUGUCGCAUUUACAGGGUUCGAGUCAAUGAACUCGAAGCCCCAUUCAUUUACAAUGACCCCACACUGGAGGUUUGCCACAAUGAGUCGAAACAGAGGAACCUCAACUAUUUCUCUAGUGCCUAUGCAGCAGCAGUGAGUGCUGUGGACCCUGAUGCAGGACAUGGAGAGCUGAUCAUCAAAGUUCCUUCUGAACUUUGGAAACAAGGGGAUGAUUUAAAAGUUCUAAAGGUUUACAUAGAAUUUUCCCUGGACCAGCCGAAAGGGGGUCUCCACUUUGUUGUUCCUGAUGUGGAGGGCAGCAUGGCAGAGAGAGGAGCUCAUGUGUUUUCCUUUGGAUACCAGAACUCCACCAGAUUCUGGUUCCCCUGCGUGGAUUCUUACUCCGAGCUCUGUACGUGGAAGCUUGAGUUCACCGUCGAUGCUUCCAUGGUGGCAGUGUCCUGUGGUGAUCUCGUGGAGACCAUCUAUACUCAUGACAUGAGGAAGAAGACUUUCCACUAUGUCCUCCCCAUUCCCACUGCAGCCCCUAACAUCUCACUGUCUGUGGGUCCCUUUGAAAUCCUUGUGGACCCCUACAUGCAUGAGGUGACCCACUUCUGUCUGCCCCAGCUCUUACCGCUGCUCAAACACACAAUGUCUUACCUGCAUGAGAUUUUUGAGUUCUAUGAAGAGAUCCUGACAUGCCGCUACCCUUACUCCUGCUUCAAGACUGUGUUUGUAGACGAAGCCUAUGUAGAAGUAUCCUCCUAUGCUUCUAUGAGCAUCUUUAGCACCAACCUGCUUCACAGUGCUAUGAUCAUAGACCAGACACCACAGACUCGUCGCUGUUUGGCUCAGGCCUUGGCUCAGCAGUUCUUUGGCUGUUUCAUCUCCAGGAUGACAUGGGCUGAUGAGUGGGUGUUGAAGGGGAUCUCGGGUUACAUCUAUGGCCUCUACCUGAAGAAAACCUUUGGCGUCAAUGAGUAUCGGCACUGGAUAAAAGAGGAGCUGGAUACGAUUGUGGACUAUGAGCUGAAGAUGGGAGGCGUUCUCCUGCACCCAAUCUUCAGUGGAGUCAAAGAAAAAGACAAUCCAACCCCCCAUCUUCACUUCUCAGUCAAGCACCCACACACGUUGUCCUGGGAGUACUACAAGAUGUUCCAGUGCAAGGCCCACCUGGUGAUGAGGUUGAUCGAGAACAGGAUCAGCAUGGAGUUCAUGUUGCAGGUUUUCAACAAGCUCUUGAGUUUGGCCAGUACAGCGUCAUCGCAGAAAUAUCAGAGUCACAUGUGGAGUCAGAUGCUCGUGUCUACUCACGCUUUCCUCAAAUCCAUCUCCAAUGUGUCUGGCAAAGACAUUGGCCCGGUCAUCAAGCAAUGGGUAGACCAGAGUGCGGUGGUGAAGUUCUUUGGAAGUUUUGCCUUCAACAGGAAGAGGAACGUGCUGGAGCUGGAGAUCCGUCAGGACUAUACAUCAUCUGGAACUCAGAAAUAUGUGGGUCCUAUCAAGGUGACUGUGCAGGAGCUGGACGGGUCCUUUAACCACACACUGCAGAUAGAGGAAAACAGCCUCAAACACGACAUUCCCUGCCAUUCCAAGAGCAGACGAAACAAGAAAAAGAAGAUCCCUCUGAUGAAUGGAGAGGAGGUUGACAUGGACUUGUCUGCCAUGGAUGCUGACUCUCCCCUGCUCUGGAUCCGGAUCGACCCGGACAUGUCCAUUCUGAGGAAGGUGGAGUUUGAGCAGGCUGAUUUCAUGUGGCAGUAUCAACUGCGCUAUGAGAGGGAUGUCGUUGCACAGGAGGAGUCCAUCUCAGCACUGGAAAAGUUUCCAACGCCAGCCUCCAGACUGGCUUUGACUGACAUCCUGGAGCAAGAACAGUGUUUCUACAAAGUCCGCAUGCAGGCCUGCUUCUGUUUAUCCAGGAUAGCAAAUUCGAUGGUGAGCACGUGGCAGGGCCCACCAGCCAUGAAGUCACUGUUUACCCGAAUGUUCUGCUGUAAGAGCUGCCCCAACAUUGUCAAGACGAACAACUUCAUCAACUUCCAGAGCUACUUUCUACAAAAGACGAUGCCGGUUGCCAUGGCGUUACUCAGAGAUGUCCAGAACCUCUGUCCCAAAGAUGUCCUCAACUUUAUACUUGACCUCAUCAAGUAUAAUGACAACAGAAAAAACAAAUUUUCAGAUAACUAUUAUCGUGCGGAUCUGAUCGAAGCGCUGACCAACUCCCUGACCCCGGCCAUCAGCAUCAACAACGAGGUGCGCACAGUGGACAAUUUAAAUGCUGACGUCCGUCUCAUCUUAGAGGAGAUCACCCGAUAUCUCAACAUGGAGAAACUGCUGCCAAGCUUCAGGAACACCAUCACUGUUAGUUGCCUGAAAGCUAUUCGUCACCUCCAGAAGAACGGUCAUAUUCCCAGUGACCCAUCACUGUUCAAGUCCUACGCCGAGUACGGACACUUUGUAGACGUUCGCGUUGCUGCUCUGGAAGCGCUGGUGGACUACACAAGAGUGGAGAGAAGUGCAACAGAGCUGCAGUGGCUGCUCAUGAUGGUCCAGGAAGACCCGUCUCAUUAUGUCAGACACAGUAUCCUGGGCUUGCUGAGUAAGAAUCCGCCUUUCACAAAAACAUCAGACUCUGGGCUGUGUAAUGAAGCACUGGUUGACCAACUGUGGAAGCUCAUGAACUCAGGCACGUCACACGAUUGGCGGCUCCGCUGCGAUGCAGUAAACCUCUACUACACCUUGUUUGGUCUGACCCGUCCAUCGUGCCUGCCACUGCCAGAACUGGGCCUUGUGCUUAACCUGAAGGAGAAGAAGGCUGUGCUUAACCCAACCAUCAAGCCUGAGUCCGGAAUCAGUGCUGGUAUGGACACUGCUGCCAGUAUAGGUAUCCAUGGUGUCGGCAUGAGCUACACAGCCGUGGAUGAAGAGCCAGACCCUGUUUCAUUGGGGGUGUGUGGUGUGGGUCAGCCACCUCAGGGUUUGAAGAGGAGGGCUGAGACUCCGCUGGGCUCCCCUCCUGAACCAGGACAGAUACUGCAGCAACAGGAGGAGGAGAACAGAGGACCAGGGCGCUACAAGAUCAGGGUAAAGUUUAACACCAUGGAAGAGGAAGAUAUUGACAUGGAGACUGUUCAUGAUAGUCAGGCCUUCAUUCACCAGCAUCUCAACUUGUUAGAGAGACCGUCUACACCAGGUAAAGAGCCACUGUCCGUGGAACAGUCCAUACUCUCCAUGCCCGCCACGCCAGUGCCUACGUUCACAAAAGAGCCCACCUCGUCGUCCUCGAAGCACGGCGGUGAGCACGGCCACCACCAUCACCACCACCACCACGAGCACAAGAAGAAGAAGAAAAAGCACAAGCACAAACACAAGCACAAGCACAAGCACGAAAGCAAGGACAAGGAAAAGGAGCGGGACAACUUGCACACGUACAGCAACAGCCCGGCCAGCGGCAGGUCCCUGCGCUCGCCGUCCAUGUCCGACUGAGCGCUCGCGGUUAACUGGAUAACAGCCAGUUUGGAGUCAGAAGCCUGGAUCCCUGUGAGGACAGUGACACAAAAUGGGAACUGAAUGCGUUCAGAUGUUAUUGGAAAAUGGAAAGUCUGAAUUCCUCAGCAGAUACAUUUGUGUAUGUGAAAUAUCAGGAAGAAGUCUCAUCAUGAACACUCACAAUGCUACGUUUGAAAAAAAAAACCCAUCACAACUGCUGCAGCUGUGCCUACUUGUAGCACUCUGAGGAAUGAUCUUAAAAUGUUUCCCGUACACGUCAUCAUUUGAAGAAACCUCUUCAUAAACGAAAUGACUAAUCACUGCAGUUUAUGUCAGCCCUGUGCGUGGCGCUGCAAUACUGCCAUGGACAAACACCAAAAAUGAAGACGCAUAAAGCUUGUGAGCUGCGUAAAGCUAUGACCUGACAUCAUUUUUACAAAACUACAAAAUAAUGUUUUAGGAUUCUCAAAACGCCGGCCUUGUGUGGAUAAAAAAAAUACUAAACUUUUUUUUGGGCAAUCUCCUAAAUUGAUUCCCAUGUUUACAGGCCCCCUUUUUGUCAGUAAGGAGGGAAAAACCUUUUUGAAUGAUGAUGAUGCAGUUACACGCGUCCUCUCCUGCUUGUCUCCAAAAGACCCGUUGACACGUCACACCUCGAUAUCAGAAAUCUCUGCUGUUACUCACUACUAUAUUGCGGAGUACAAAAACAUGCCUCAUUAUCUUGUGGCAGAUUUUUCUCUUUUUUUUAAGGUCCAGUGUGUGAGAUUUAGGAGGGGUUUAUUGAAAGAAAUUGAAAAUAUGACCCAUAAGUACAUUCGUUCAAGUGUAUAAUCGCUUUAAAAUAGAGAAAAGGGUAAUGGAGUGUUCCAUUUAUGUCGGAAUUCAGAGUUCCAGUUGAGAAUUCAGUGAUUUUGCUAUUGUUGCGAGUGGCAGCCAUCUUACAAUCCUAUGUCAGGGUUUGUGGACCACAACCACAACCUUUGUGUUCUUAAGGCAAGGGCCUUGCCUUACGCAGGCGGCCAUUUUGUGCUUUUUGAAGCACGUGUGACAUCUUUUCUUAUAUACAAAGGUCACCGUAUUACCCUGACUGGAAGGAAGAGGAGAGUGCAGGGGUCUCACCAUCAGCUGAGCUCUAAAUUUUACACACUGGCCCUUUUAAAAAUGCUACUUAACAAAGAAAACAAAGUGGUGUGGAUUUUGCCUCAGUGUCAGGCCACACUCUCGCUCACACACACACACACACACACACACACACACACACACACACACACACUUUCUUUGGACUUUUAACGCUGCCUCCAAACCGUCUUGGGCAUGCAAACCACACACACACACACACCCCUUUUCCAUCCAAGAGUUGGAUAAAUAAAUAAAUGAAGUCUUCUUCACCUCACACUCGCCGCCGCUCCCCCGCUGCACAGACACCACUCUGGUGCGCCUCAUCCCCACAAAUCAACCCCGGCUUUCAGUGCGUGGCUUCUGAGGGGAAACCAGAUAGUUAGUGAGUGUGGAUUUAACCGUCCGUCCUGCCUGGGCUGGACAUUUCCCCAUCUCCUCACAGAUGAUGAACCUUAAUCAGGAUUUUUACUAUAUAUUUUUUUUUUUUUUUACUGGACUGUACAAUUAAAAUCAAGUAAUACUAGUUUGUUUUAUUUUUAAAUACUUUUUUAUUUCCUGUCAUUAUUGAUAAAAAAUGCUUUUGUAUCCGCAAAUGUUUAGAUUAGAUCAAGUCCACCUCCACAAAGGCAGUCGCGCCAGGUUUACUCUGGCUCUGUUACCUGGGGCUGAUUAGGCGGUUUUUGGAACGAUGGAAAAUGUGCAUACUUCAGUUUUCAACAAUCAGAUGAUGUUGAAACUGUUAUUCAUGUGGUUAAACAUGUUUGUUUUUUUGAUACAAUCUGCCUUCCACUUUCAACAUGUGUUCCCUAAAUAAGACAAAACCCAUAGUUUUGGUAAAUCCCAGUCAGCAUUUCAUCCCAUUAGGUCCACGUUAUUGAUUAUAGACUGAAAGCCUUGAGACAAUGUUGGUUACAGUCGAUGCAAAGUGGAAAUGACAGAAAUAACCGAUUGAGGCUUCACUUAGCAAAACCAGACUUCAUAUUUUCCUACAUUGUAAUUUGUUUUUAAAACAAGUUUAAUAAAAUUAUCCCUUUUUUAUAUGUAUAUAUAUAUAUAUAUUUGUUUUCAUUCUCUUGUUUGCCUUUGCUGUGGAUUUGCUGAUCUCAGCAUUGGUGUCCAGUGUCGUUGCUACACACGGGCAUAGAGUUGUAAUAGGAAGGAUGUUUUGUUUUAAAUACUUUUUGUCCACCUUAUUCCCUUGAGGCGCCACUGGAGACACAGUUAGGCGUGGAACUUCCGGAGCCGAAGCGGAAGGAGCGGUGCUGUUCCUGAAGGAUGGUGCUGUUGCUGUAAUGCAUGAGUAUCCUGCAGUUUCAACAAAGUGCAAAAAGAUAAUUCCUUUUGAGUUUUCUUCUUAGUUGGUCAGAAAACAACUAAGUAGUUCAGAUAAAAAAGAAUGAAUGCCCUAAUCACUGCACUCUGAAGUCUUUUGUUAAAAUGUCUGUCUGUCUGGAUAGGAUCCAUUGUGCCCCA